UCCCCACCAGCACCUCUCUGCCUCUCUCUCGCCAUGUCGUGCCGCUCCUUCCAGCUGGGCUCCAGAUGUGGGGGUCGGAGCUUCAGCUCCUGCUCCGCUGUCCUCCCCCGGAUGGUCACCCAAUAUGCAGUGAGCAGGGGGUCGUGCCGGCCCGGGGGCGGGGGGGCGCUCCGUGCCCUGGGCUGCCUGGGCUCCCGGAGCCUGUGCAACGUGGGCUUCGGGAGACCCCGGGUGGCCUCCAGGUGUGGCUUGCCCAGCUUUGGGUACCGAGUGGGAGCCCCCUGUGGACCCUUGGCCUGCAUCGCCCCCGUCACCAUCAACGAGAGCCUGCUGGUCCCACUCCAGCUGGAGAUCGACCCGGCCGUGCAGAGGGUGAAGAGGGACGAGAAGGAGCAGAUCAAGUGCCUGAACAACCGCUUUGCAUCCUUCAUCAACAAGGUGCGGUUCCUGGAGCAGAAGAACAAGCUGCUGGAGACCAAAUGGAACUUCAUGCAGCAGCACAAGUGCUGUCAGAACAACAUAGAGCCCAUCUUCGAGGCCUACAUCUCCGCCCUUCGGCGGCAGCUAGACUGCGUGGCCGGGGACCGGGCCAGGCUGGAGGCGGAGCUCGGCAGCCUCCAGGACGCGCUGGAAAGCUACAAGAAAAAGUAUGAAGAGGAGCUCUCCCUGCGGCCCUGUGCUGAGAAUGAAUUUGUCGCCUUGAAGAAGGAUGUGGACACAGCCUUCCUGAUGAAGGCUGACCUGGAGACCAACGCGGAGGCUCUGGUCCAGGAGAUCGACUUCCUUAAAAGCCUAUAUGAGGAGGAGAUCUGCCUGCUCCAGUCUCAGAUCUCCGAGACCUCUGUCAUCGUCAAGAUGGACAACAGCCGGGAGCUGGACGUGGACGGCAUCAUUGCCGAGAUCAAGGCCCAGUACGACGACAUUGCCAGCCGCAGCAAAGCCGAGGCCGAGGCCUGGUACCAGAGCAGGUAUGAGGAGCUGCGGCUGACAGCCGGGAGCCACUGUGACAACCUCCGUAACCGCAAGAACGAGGUCCUGGAAAUGAACAAACUGAUCCAGCGGCUUCAGCAAGAAAUCGAGAACACGAAAGCCCAGCGCUGCAAGCUGGAGGCCGCAGUGACCCAGGCAGAGCAGCAGGGCGAAGCGGCCCUCAGUGACGCCAAGUGCAAGCUGGCAGGGCUGGAGGAGGCCCUGCAGAAGGCCAAGCAGGACAUGGCCUGCCUGCUCAAGGAGUACCAGGAGGUGAUGAACUCCAAGCUGGGCCUGGACAUCGAGAUCGCCACCUACAGGCGGCUGCUGGAGGGCGAGGAGCACAGGCUGUGCGAAGGCAUUGGGCCCGUGAAUAUCUCCGUGAGCAGCUCCAAAGGCGCGGUCCUCUACGAGCCCUGUGUGGUCAGCACACCCGUGCUGAGGACCGAGUACUGCCCAGGGGGCACCAGUGUCCUCAAGACCAGCGGGGGCUGCAGCAUCGUGGGCACCGGUGAAGUCUACCUCCCCUGCGAGCCCCAGGGGCUACUGGGCUGUGUGAGCGGCCGGGGUUCCAGCGUGAAGCUAGGGGCUGGGAGCAGCUCCUCCCACAAGUGUUAGCCCGGCCCCCGGGGCUGGAAGCCCAGGGACAGGACGCCAGCCCCCAGCCCUGAUGUUGUCCCCCGACCAGGGCUGAGGACAAGGAUAUUCCCAAACCCCACCUUCCUGACCACAGGUUUCCCUUGGGUUUUCACCGAAAGGCGCUCCUCAGGCAUCUUCAAGAGUCACCUUUCACUUAGCCGUGUGCAGACCCUGAGCUAGGCCCUAGGGGCGAGCACCCCAAAGUUCUGCUUUCUGGAUUAUCCCCUGAAAGUUGCCCCACAAAGCCAGUCUCCCACACCAACCCCUGGAAGUUCCCCCACCUCCCUUACGUCUGGCUCUCAUGCACUGAAGAAAAGCGAACUUCUUUUAACGCCCAGCUAACACGUGCACUAUUGCAAUGAUCAAAAAGAGGUACCCCCAAAUUCCAUUCUGAAUUCCAAAGCCAACAUUUCAGGAUCACUGGAGACCUGCUAAUGGUCCUGUCGGUUGGCAUGCAGAAUCAAGAGUUGGUCUUCGGGCAGAUUUUCCUGCCUGGGGCUGCUGAGCUCACACCAUGAAAAUACAUCUUUUUCCCGAGGCACAUUGGCAGCUGACGGUGGGGAAACGCCAAAACAAAGGCAAGGGGACGUGGAAUACUUCCUGGACUGAGAGACAGUCACCAAUUGACACCCUUUGCUCAAUGCAACCAAGCCCCUCUCCCACCCUCUGUACAUAGCCUUCCCCCCACCCCACCCCUUGUCCUGCUCCCUCUCCUUUUCAGUCCUCUUGCUUUCGGGUCUGAUAUGCUUCCAUGUUUUCCUGGCUACAGUGAUGUGGGGCUGCCCAGCCACUGGGAGGCUUUGGCUCAGGGGUUGCCCAGAAGGCGGUGCCGCGCUGACCCCAUCUCCCCAGAGGCCCCUAGUGCUGCCUCCUGCAGGAGCCCCCUCCCCCACCCAGGGAGCAGCCAUCCCUGCCAUAAGCCUCUAGGCUUGUCUGUUCCCAAUAAACUGACUGUUUACGGGCU
Molecule: messenger RNA, 2572 nt
Organism: Ailuropoda melanoleuca (giant panda)
Lineage: Eukaryota; Metazoa; Chordata; Mammalia; Carnivora; Ursidae
Gene: KRT82
Product: keratin 82
Exons: 9
Coding region: 34-1587 (517 amino acids)
Biological process (GO): intermediate filament organization; keratinization
Cellular component (GO): keratin filament
Molecular function (GO): structural constituent of skin epidermis
Source: RefSeq, a predicted model, not a curated record